Molecule: messenger RNA, 4240 nt
Organism: Paramecium tetraurelia
Lineage: Eukaryota; Ciliophora; Oligohymenophorea; Peniculida; Parameciidae
Exons: 3
Source: RefSeq, a predicted model, not a curated record
AUGAUAACUUUUGCAUUUUUUUUAGUAGUGAUCUAAGCUGAAUAUGUGAAACAAAUACUUCGUGAUCUAUCUGACUUGAGCGAAUUUACACCGACGCCAAAAACUCAGGUUUGUUCAGUUCAAAAUUACGACAUGGUGAUUUUAGAUCAACAAAAUCCUUCACUAUCCCUUAAGACACCAAUUGAAAAAGCGCAUUAUUUUAUACGUCUUUAUGUUGACUAUAUGUUUUUGGAAUAAUGGUAAGGUGAUACAAUAUAAGUACUACUUAAUAACAAUAAAAUUGAUGAAUAUACAUACAUAUAGACUGAUAAAUCUGAUUAAGGACGUAUUUGUAGGGAUUCCACCAAUUCAAAAUAUAUGACCAGGGAAAUUGAGUUUUAUCAUAUAGAUUAGUAUCUGGAAUUAUAAUUCUAGGUAUUAUAUAAGGAUUCAACUAUUUCUUCGCCUGGUGCCGAUUAUUUACCUAAACUUGGAAUCCGAAACAUUUAAGUUAAUGCAUUGGAAUGUCACCCAUAAUGCUCAAGUUGCAGUGGCCCAACUGAAAAUGAUUGUAGAACAUGUCCUUAACUUGCUAAAAAAGGCAAAGUAUCCAAUACAUGCAAGUGUCCUAAUUCAACCCCUUACAUAUAUGCUGAUAAUUGUAUUGCAUAUUGUCCCAAGAAUACAUUUCUAAAUGAAUUCAAAGUGUGUUUUGGAAGUUCCUUGAUAAAAAACUUGGAGAGUUCCUUAUUAAACUCUUUUGAUCAUGGACAAAAUAAUAAAUAAUCCUUGUGGUCAAUUUCCAUGACACGCACCACAAAGGAUCAAUUACUAUUUAGACAUAAGGACAGUUAUUUAAUUGGUAAAUUUGAGGAGAGAUAGACCCUCACAGUUAGCUAGUAUAGCUUGAUUGGACAUCAUAGGAUAAGAGUAAGAUUUAAUUUAUAUUUAUUCUACACAUGGGCUGUUAAUGAAUAUAUAAUAACAAUUAUUGAUGAUGUCAGACAAAAACCAUUAUUAUAUAGUAAGGAUGGAUUCAUCAAUUAUGCAAACAAUGAUUCAUGUACAAAUUAGGAGAUUAAUGAAUGCUAAGUUUUCCUUGUAGAUUACUAUCUGAAUCACACAAGUGAUAAUCUAAAAAUAUAAAUAUAUAGUGAUACAUACAAAUAGAGUACUUCGAGAUGGGCAAUAUCUGAUUUUUUUAUAGAUGCUUUGAAAUGCACUGAAAAUUGUGCGAAAUGUUUGAAUGAUUAGGUUUGUGUUAAAUGUGAAACUGGGUUUUUAUUACUCAAGCAAUAAUGUGUAGUUACUUGUCCCCUAUCUUACAGUUUUUAGAAGGAUAACAAAUGUGUAGAAAUGGAUGAUGAAACAGAAUAUUCUGAAUACUUAUUGAAAGAAUUAGUUUCAACUAAACUUCAUGGGACCAUACCGGGUGUCACUAGUUACUUUAAUGGAUAUCGUCAUUUGGGAGGUCUAUCAGUUUCAACUACAAGAUACAACCAAAAAUUUUAAUAUUUAAAACCCCAUUAUUAAAUUAGAGCUGCAUUCAAAGUGGAUUUAUUAAAUACUAAUCAAUCUUAAGGAUAUGUGAGUAUAAAUCUAGGAAAUUAUACACAAAUUGUUAAUACAGAUCCUGCUAGGAUGUUUUAAACAACAACUGUUAAUUUCACAUUUGCUCACUCUUCAAAAUAUUUGAAAUUAGCAAUCAUUUCAUCUAGUUUCAAUAAUUAUUUUAGAUCAGGAAUUUCAAAUAUGAGAAUAACCAUUGAUUAUUGUUAUCCAACUUGUACAGCAUGCACAGGACCAGGAAUCAAUGAAUGUUUACAAUGGUCAUAUGAUCCAAAUUAUGAUAAGUAAUCAAAUCUUUGUUAAUUGUCUACCUACUUCUAUAAUGAUUCAUGCAUUUCUUGUGACUCACAAUGUUAAUCAUGCAGUCAGUAAAACUAUUGUACCUUAUGUUCAUCCGCCUAUACAUAAUCUGGAUAGUCAUGUUAUUGUAGCAAAGGUUAUUAUUUGGAUGAAUCGAAUACUUGCUAAAAGUGUUUUGAGAAGUGUUCAGGAUGUUUAGGACCAUUGUAAGAAGAUUGCUUUGAUUUAUAAUCCAAAGAAAUAGCUUGUGAUAUUUCAAAAGGGUAUUAGAAUGGAUAAGAAUGCAAUGAUGGCAAUUAUAAUAUUAGAGAUGGUUGCUCUAAUUGUAUUAUGGAUGAAGGUUGGUCAUGUGUAAAUCAAAUAGGCAAAUAAUCAAUUUGCAUUAAAUGUCCUCUGAAUUGUAUGGAUUGUAAACAAAAUUAAAAUAAAUUAUAAUGCUUAUAAUGUUAGCCUGGCUAUUUCUUUUAUUAGAAUGGAUGUUUCCAAUGUAAAUCUGAAUGUCUAGAAUGCAAUUACAUAGAUUAAUGUACUAAAUGUACUGUACCUACUAUCAUUCCAUUAAAUGGUAAAUGUUCAUAUUGCGAGACUGAAAGGGGUUACUAUGAAGUUAAUGGAAAGUGUUAAUCCAAAUGUGGAGAUUAUCGAUUGACCGCAGAAGAGCAAUGUGAUGAUGGAAACUUAAUUGAUGGGGAUGGUUGCUCUUCCAAAUGUACUAUUGAAACUGGAUUUUCAUGUUCAAAUGGAAUAUGCUCAGUUGUUUAAUUAUAAAACAAUUUAGAAUUAAAAUAUUCUAAUAAAACUACUACUAAUACUCUCAAAUUAGAUUUUGGUGAGUAUCCAGCUAAAUGUGAUGAGAAGUAUGUCAAAGUCUAUCUAGAGAAUUUUGAUCCAAAAGACUUCAAGGUUUUCUUAAAUCUAAAAGAAGAAGGUUCAAUGAAAUACUGUUAAAUUUCAUUUAAAUUUUAUAGAAAUGUCAGAGAUUAUGAUGUAAUCCAUGUGAUAUUUUAUAAAAAUAAAUAAAGGCUAUUAUCAGUGGAUUUUGAAGAAAUGAUAAUCUAAGCAAGAAGUGAAACAUUCUAUAGUGACGAGGAAGAGCAAUAAGCACAAUAAGUUUAACAAUUACAAAGUAAUUUUGUUUCAGCACUUUACUUUUUGGGUCCAGGCACUAUUCUAUUGGGUGGUUUUAACUUUUUCUUUAGUAUUUUGGAUAUCUUGGCUUGGUUAAAUAAUUUCUAUUAUUUCAACGUGAUGUAUCCAGCUAAUGUUAAUAUCAUAUUUUUAAAUCCUGCAUGGGAAUUAAUGAACCCAUUUGAUUUUACUCCAAUCGUCAGAGUGGAUACUGAUAAGGAUUAUAUUGAAAGUCCUUUCAGAUUUGAACAAAAGGGAGUUGACCCAUAUUUCCUUAAUAACAUGAUGAUGUGCUUCGUGACUUGGCUACUAUGCGCUGGUCUAUUUCCCAUCUGCAAAUGCACUAUUUUCAUAAUUGAAAGGAUUUAUCAAAGGAGUCCGAAACAAAAGGUUAGGACUGUUAAGAUUAAAUAAAUGCCAGUGUUUCAUUUAGAUUAAAACUUAGAAUCCCAAUAACCAGAAACUGAAGUAAAAUUAGAAGAACCUAAACUGUUUCCAUCAAUAGUUCAAUAUAUUUAUAAUAAUGCAUAUGAGUACUAGAUCAGUUUCAGAGCCAUCAUCAUUAAAUAAUUAAAUUUGGUUUACUUGGACAUAUGUAUGGCAAGUGUUUUGCAAUUGCAAUUUAUGGACAAAAGUGAUUAGCCACUAAUUUUCUCCUAAAUUUUCCUAUCAUUUAUGGGAUUGUUUAUUUGUAUAUCUAUUUUUCUCAUUGCUAUAAAGGUGUCUAAGUAAUCCAGUUUGCUUUUGAAUACAAAAUCAUAUCAAUUUGAUUAUAGUACUUUGUAUGAAGGAAUAGAUGUCAAAUCUGAUAUAUCAAAGAUGUAUUUUAGUAUAAGUUUUGCAAGGAAGAUGUUGUUUAUUGUAUUUUUAGUUGGGUUGUACCAUUAUCCACUCUUUUAAACAUCAUUUUGUUGUGCUGCAAGCUUUUUAAAUGUGAUGUUGCUUCUUUACAAGAAUCCUUUUGAGAGUAAGGUUGACUAUAUUCAAAAUGCAGUUCCAGAUGCUACUAUAUUUUUUGUAUUAGUUCUUUGUGUCGUUUUAGCAUUCGACGACAAAGAAUAAAAGUAUUCUUCGAAAACUAGGACCAAUAUUGGAUGGGCCAUGUUAAGCUUUAUUGGUUUGUCAGUUUUAACCCAAUUAGGAUUGAUUUUAAGGCAAUUAAUCAUAGACAUCAAAGAAAACUUCCAAUGGAUCAAAAAUAAAUUGUUCCCCUCUGAUUGAUUCUUAUAUUAUUUUCAUUAAUAUGCAACAACAUUUUUAAUAA